UCUGGAAACAGCGGUUCCUGUGAGAUCGUUCACGGAAAUAUUUGGAAGGAUUAUGAAAAUUCCGAGGAUACGUUAUUCAACCUCAAUUAGCCGGCUGUGAUUUAUAGUGUGCCAUAUAAUAGUGUGGUUGUUAUUAAUUUCCCCUUUCCGUUUUGCGACGGCUGUGACUUGACAAGUGUUUUAAUUGCGCAUGGAGGACACUUGCCUUGGAAUUAAAACUUAAACGUGGAUCAAUAAUGUAAACCUGCUAUGUAUAAAGUGUGUUUGGUAUUUAACGUAUAGUAAAGACAAACUAAAAUGCGUUACUUUAAAUUUAUGCGUGCCGAUAGGUUAGUGUGUGAUUGACUAAGGCUCUGUUUUUAAUGCAAUCUGAGCUUGAUGUUAUGUUUGAAAAUACACAGACGUGUUACAUUUAAUGCCUGAAAGUGAAAUCUUAUUCAUGUAGACAGCUAAAAACAUGAACAUUUUUGGCACUUUGAAAGUAUCAGAGACGAUACUGUUGUUCAUGACAAAUACUUCUGGCAUCCUAUGUAACUUUAUAGUCACAUUUUAAAUCUUUCCUAUCGCUAUGGCCAAUCUACAGACUGAGAUAGACACGCCCAGUUAUGACGUAAGCAGUACACGUUAUGAUGAAGACAGCAGGUCACGCUAUGAUGACGUAGACGUAGAGAGUAUUCUUGCGCGUUGUGAACGUCGACGCCCACCUCUGUUCUCGAGAAAACGGUGUAUCUACCAAGCCCCCGAGUUCAUCCAACGGUUACCAGCAACGGAAACAGUGGAUGAAGGAAGCACUGUUACAUUUGGAUGUAAAGUCGUGGGAUUUCCCGAUCCAACAAUAACCUGGUACAAAGACGAUGACGUCAUCGGCCGUGAGUCACGUGCCAUGCUUGAUUCUGGGGACAAUGGCAUCCAUUCCAUUAAGCUUUCGGACAUUUCAAAAUGUGAUGCAGGAGCAUACAAAUUGUGUGCUUCGAAUCGUGAAGGUUCGUCAACAAGUAGCCUGUAUAUUACAGUGAAAGCAAAAUCCAAACUCAGGAAUAAGAAGAGGAACAAGAAAGGUCGGUCGGUGGCAAGCGCGCCACUUUUCCCCGCCAUCAUUGAAUACGAGGCUGAUGAAGUGAGGGAAGCCCGUGCAACGGAUCUACAGCCGGAAUCCCCUCUUACUCCAAUUUAUUGUACGAUUUCGAGGAAAUCCCCCAUAAUGUGGCCCGAAUUUUUGGGGAACUGGGCCUACAAUUGCGAUGAAGAUGUUAAAAGAGGCGAGAUAGAAUCGCUGGAGAUGGGCAAUGAGGAUGUGUUCUACGUGGAAGGGGAGAUCGUUCCUCCUCCAAUAUUUGUGAGCUCCGCCUUUGCCAUGCUUAACUCCCAUGUUCAGUUUCACCCUGGUAGUAAGAAUGAGCAUUUACAUCACACCGAUGCCGUAGAUGAGUUACCGGACAUGACAACAUCUAGCCAUGAACAAAAACGUACCACUAAUUAUAGUCCAGAUGGCCGGGUUCGAACUCGAAGUUUUUACAAAGGUGAUAAGGAAAAGUUUGAUAGAGAAGUUCAUUGUAUGCAACCAAAUAAACAAACACCCGGUGCAACUCACAACGGUAUUGGUACGAAUUCAAGGUGUGAAGUAAUUAACAACAAUAGUCCGAAUACCUCAAAGGGGAAACCAAAAGACACUAAAUAUUCUGUUAAUGCUGUUGUUAUUGAUCACACUUCGGAAGAUGGCAAAACCAUACAUUCUAAUGUAACUAACAACAAUUCAAUCUAUGAUAAUAAUCCAGAAAAUGUUUCGGAAAUAGCAGUGAAUAGAUCAUACGCCAGAGGUAACUCCACAUUUAGUGUAGCCAAGAGGAGCCCGUCCCCAUUCUCGACACGGCGCAAGGGUCCGGUUGUACUCAAGCCAGCUGGAGCAGGGCUGAAAGAGAGCCUGGAUCCCAACUCUCCUGCAUUACAAAAUAAAAACAAUGAAAUAAUACUCAAUAAACUGAACAAGCAAAACUCUUGGCCAAAAAAGACAUGGGACUGUGUUGUGAAACAUGGCAAGAUAACGGAAGUUGAUGACCUUCUCCUCGAUAUGAUGCUGCUUGUUUGUGCAACGACAGCUGGGGCCUUACUCCUAGAUAUCUCGCCAUCUUCACACGUCGCUAAUGUUAUGUUUGUAAUGCUCGCAAAAUUGGCUUUUGUUCACAUCUUAAGAGACAUUUAACUUAUUUCGUAUUUUGUGAAUUUAUCAUUUAGUGAUAUCUUAUACAGAAUUGUUCAGGGCGAAUAUUAAGCAUAGGAUUCUAUUAAAUGUAUAUUUGAAAAUUAAUAUAUUAACUUGUUAAUGCCAACAUAAGAAAAAUCAUUCAUUAUAAGGGGCCGACGAAGGAAUGCCCUCAGUCUGUUUUAUUUCAGGAGAAGACUUUAAGUUAAGAAUGUUCUUUAUCUCUUUAAAAGGAAAUUCCUUAAUUUGGGUAAACGCUGUACUCAAUUUUUAACUGUAAUACCUUUGUCGGGUAAUAUGAUCGUACCCGUGAAUUAUUUCACCUUUUCCAAAGGUCAGACACCAUUAAAUAAAUUUCCUAUACAU
Mya arenaria is the source of this 2566-nucleotide messenger RNA. RefSeq lists its product as uncharacterized. The transcript has 4 exons. NCBI's taxonomy places the organism in Eukaryota, Metazoa, Mollusca, Bivalvia, Myida, Myidae. Bases 569 to 2200 code for a protein of 543 amino acids. The record is from RefSeq and is a predicted model, not a curated record.